AUGUCGGGAGCUAGCUUCCGGUUGGAGUAUGAAAAGUCCUUGAAGACGUACCACAAUUCCCCAGCUUAUCUCGCGUAUAUUGCCGCGAAAAAUAAAGCUGUAGUAGGCAAUCUGGAAGAAGAGAGUUCCAGUAAAAAGGGUAGCUCACAGAAAGAACAGCAGCAGCAAGAUCGUAGGAUUGAUAUACAGCCUGCUGAGGAUGAAGAAGACCAAGAUGAAGGAUUAUCAGUAAAGCACGUAGCAUACGCGCGAUAUUUGCGCAACCACCGGCUGAUCAACGAAAUAUUUUCUGACACCGUUGUGCCGGACGUAAGGUCCGUUGUUACCACGGCGAGGAUGCAGAUCCUCAAGAAGCAAGUCCAGUCUCUAACAAUGCAUCAAAAGAAGCUUGAAGAUGAGCUGCAACAAAUUGAAGAGAAAUUCGAAGCUAAAAAGCGCAAGUUCAUUGAGAGCAGCGAAGUAUUCCAAGAAGAGCUUAAGAAGCACUGCAAACCUGCUGUGGACGAAGAGACAUUCCAGCGGAUGGUCGAGCGUGCAAUGGAACAAAUGCGACGGGGAAUCAACCCCGCUACGCAACCGCUUGCACAGCUCAACGCCACUGAGAGAAAAGACGAGCCUAUGGAUCAAGACCAAGGACAACUGAAGUCUGAGGCCAAUGGACCAAAUCUACCGACGCAAGUAGACAAAGUUUCGACGACAGAAGUUAAAACUGAAAGUGUUACUACUGAGCUGAAAACCGAGCCGGAGCAUAAGGAAAGGGAGAUGGAAGAUAACGUGACUAACCAUAAUGGACAAGAUAAUGAAGGCGAGCGUAAGGAAGAGAAGCCCGUGGUGAAAUCGGAGAUCAAAGAAGGCCCAACUCCCGGGGCCCCGAUCCUCGGACAAGGUCCACCGGCUCAUCAACCACAGAUCACGUCACCACCGCAUCAUCCUAUGAUGAUGGCAGUGAAUCCUAACGCGCCUGCGCAUCCAGGCCCACCGCAUGGAGGCCCUCCGCCACCGCCAGUGGGCGCUUACGGUGGCGGCUACGGCGGACGGUACUACGGUGGGUACGGGGGCGGGUUCGGUAGCGGCUACGCGCACUACUACGCGGGCGCGGCGCCGGGCGCGCAAGCCCCGCCCGCGCCGCCCCCGCACGCGCACGCGCCCGACCACUACGCGCACCCGCACCACGCGCCGCCACACGCCGCACAUCACGACGUCAAACAGGAAGAUUCACAACCGAAAAAAGAGAACGAAUGA
This is a messenger RNA of Arctia plantaginis, 1242 nucleotides long. NCBI's taxonomy places the organism in Eukaryota, Metazoa, Arthropoda, Insecta, Lepidoptera, Erebidae. The record is from the annotation of a GenBank genome assembly.